AUGCUUAAGCACCAGAUGACGAAACAGACAUAUGAGCCCAGGACACCCGGAGGUCCGAACACUGACAUCGCUACCCUGGACCUGAGCUACGUGUGCAACACAGGUGUGGACAAUGUCAACGUGACAGCCAACACGGUCCGCGUGGAGGCAGUCGUCAGACUACUGGACACCACCACCGUUUCCCCGGGCGAUACCUUCACCCUCCACGCAGCGGUCAAUUCUAACGACCAGGAGAUCUCGGUGUACCCUUUGACCCUCACAGUGGCUGACGUGGACCUCUAUACAGACGUCUAUGCGGAUAACGUGACGGUGGAGAACGGGUCUGCCGUGACGCCAAACGUCACCAGCUCUCCCCCUGUGUCCAUGAACAUCGCCGAGAAGAAGACCGUCAACGUCUUGUUCCAGGUGCCGGGAUGUACAUCUUCCAAGGUAUGGCUAGACUCGGCUAUGCCCGUGAACACAUCGGCGAUCAUGACGGUUGAGGAUGUGCAGAUCUCCAGCUCGGGCCGGAACCUGGGAGACCUCACCAAGUAUGACUCAGAGUUCACCGACACCAAGACCUCCACUCUGGACACCUCGCAAAUCAACAAGUGGGAGAAAAAUCUGGGCGUCGUCUCCAAUCCUUGCGUGACGAGGCACACGGAUGACUACAAAAGCGACGAUGACAUCAUUUCCGCUGACAUCACAAUACAAAUGGCGGACCAUGAGCUGGCGCAGAACGGCGAGAUAUUUUACGCCAGUUUUGGCCUCCACGUGGCAAGAUUCAUCUUUAUCCUCGACCUUGCAGUGACGGUGGUGAGGACGGGGUCAGAGCAGCUGGAGUUUAACAUGACGUCAUCGAGGGAUGAUGUCAACUCCACCUCGGACCGCGUGGAGAUAGACACUAUGCUGAGUCUAUCGGACACGGCCACGGCGGAGGGGAGGGACACGGUUCUCCUCCUCUUCCUCCCUCCUUAUGUCAGUCACGUGAGCACCGUGAUUACGUCACCGCACAAGACGAUCGUGAGUGAGUCACUGGAGGGGAACGUGCUUACCGUCAACGUGAGUAGUCCCUGA
Aplysia californica (California sea hare) is the source of this 1056-nucleotide messenger RNA. RefSeq lists its product as uncharacterized. The transcript is spliced from 7 exons. The record is from RefSeq and is a predicted model, not a curated record. Lineage: Eukaryota; Metazoa; Mollusca; Gastropoda; Aplysiida; Aplysiidae. Bases 1 to 1056 code for a protein of 351 amino acids.